This is a messenger RNA of Thlaspi arvense, 510 nucleotides long. Lineage: Eukaryota; Viridiplantae; Streptophyta; Magnoliopsida; Brassicales; Brassicaceae. The record is from the annotation of a GenBank genome assembly.
AUGGCAAUCCUUAUUCCGGCGAGUUUCGGGCGGUUAACCGUUCCGUCGCGUGGACUGAGAGUCUCUGCUUCUGCUAAUCCACGCACUUUGCGUCGCGAUUCAGUGGAUUGGGUCAAGGAAACUUCAAGCUUUUUCGAAGAAGACAAGAGGCCGAUCAUGUUGUUCGACGGUGUUUGCAAUCUCUGUAAUGGUGGCGUGAAGUUUGUUCGAGACCAUGAUCAAAACAGGAGCAUAAGGUUUGAAGCAUUACAAAGCGAAUCGGGAAAGAAACUGUUAAUGCGAUCAGGAAGAGCUCCUGAUGAUAUCUCAAGCGUCGUUCUUGUAGAAAAGGAUAGGUCUUACAUAAAAUCAGAUGCGGUUUUGAAGAUCAUGAAAUACAUUGACUUACCAUUUCCACAGCUUGCAUUCUUUUUGCAGUUUUCUCCUCUGUUUGUGAGGGAUUUUCUGUAUGAAAAUGUUGCAGACAACCGGUACGCGAUGUUUGGUCGGUCUGAUUCAUGUGAGAUCUGA